Messenger RNA from Lacerta agilis (Sand lizard), 818 nucleotides. It is a transcript of the gene MRPL41, whose product is annotated as mitochondrial ribosomal protein L41. Gene Ontology annotation, molecular function: structural constituent of ribosome. Gene Ontology annotation, cellular component: mitochondrial large ribosomal subunit. The record is from RefSeq and is a predicted model, not a curated record. Bases 315 to 722 code for a protein of 135 amino acids. Gene Ontology annotation, biological process: translation. Lineage: Eukaryota; Metazoa; Chordata; Lepidosauria; Squamata; Lacertidae. The transcript has a single exon.
AGGUUAUAAUCCUUGUGCGUCCCCUACCUCCUAGAAACCUCCAGGCCGAGACCCUUUUAAGUAAAUUUUGACUCUGAUUGGUCCCGAGCCUCCCCUCCAAUAAGCUGUCAGAGAAUUGGACCUCCCCUCCAAUUCCCUAAUUGGUGAAAUGAAAAUAUGGAAGACAGCGAUUGGCUAUGCGCUUAUUAGCCAAUGAGAACGAGCGGCAUUGAUGUGUGCCUGAGAGAAGGGGGAGUAGUGCUGUGAGGUAAAGUAGGCCAGAGAUCAACGAGGCUCGGGUCCUUUCGUUCCCCUUAGCAAGCACCCGCCUAUCCAUGGGGCUGUUGAGCGAAGUGACGCGGGGCCUGGUGCGCGGCGCAGACCGCACGGCCGCCUGGACGAGCAAGCGGGGCCCGCGAACUUUCAACAAGAGCCGCGGCGCGCACCGCUUGGGCACCCUAACGUGCAGCCGGAAAUUUAAGCUGGUGCCGGAGAAGGUGCCGCGCCUGAUGGUGCCGGACCUGAGCGGCUUCAAGUUGAAGCCUUACGUUUCCUACCGGGCCCCCGCCGGCAGCGAGCAGCCCCUCACGGCCCGCGCCCUCUUCCAACAGACGGUCGCCUCCAAGAUCGAGAAGGACGUCAAGGCCGGUACCUUCAGCCUGCAGCAGCUGGAGAAGUACGGCUUCGAGCCGACCCAGGAAGGCAAACUCUUUCAGCUCUUCCCCAAGAACUUCGUGCGCUAGGACGUCGUUGCAAGUGGAAGGGAAGCUGGUGUGGAGAGAGGAGGAGGCGGGGAACUUCCACACAUUUAUUAAGCAACAAAAAAUUUAAGAAAAGUU